CCCACGUUAACUAUCCCCAUGGUAACAACAUCCAGCCGUCGCUACGUCACUGCUGCUUUGUCCACAGAACAUGCUGCCACAGGGAAAGCUGUCCUGUCCCCUGUAGUCACAACCAAACACAGAUGGACCGCAGUUUGAAGCGCCGGCAGGUGAAGCCACUUGCUGCCUCUCUGUUAGAUGCCUUGGAUUAUGACAGCUCAGAUGACAGUGACUUUGAAGUGGGAGAUGCCACAGGAUCAGACGGCACAGGUAACGGCAGUGAUGAGGAGGGGUCUAAAGCCAGCGCUGCAGGUUCAGAGAGUGAAUCUGAAAAUGCCGGCUCUGCAGAAGACGUAGUAGAUGAAGAGGAGGCCAAAGACUUGGCAGCUGAGGACAACCUGACAGAGGAUGAAGAGAAGACCAAACAGCAGCCUUCCUCUGACAGCUCCACCAAAGACACUCCUGCAGUCACGCCAUCCAAGAGACGACGCAGGAACAAGAAGGCGUCCGAGCCGGAGCCUGAUGCUGCUUCUGGAUCUGCUGCUGCUGAAUCUGCAGGUGAAGCUGCUGCUGCCGAGUCUACCUCAACCUCAGGCUCCGGCAACAACAACGCUGAAGAGUCUCAGACCGAGCCCAAGAAGUGGAACUUCCGCAGGAACCGCCCCCUGCUGGACUUCACCACCAUGGAAGAGCUGAACGAGAUGGAUGACUACGACAGCGAGGAUGACAACGACUGGAGGCCGACAGCGGGGAAGAAGAAAGGGAAAGCAGCUUCUCAGAAAGGAGGCACUGAGGAAGAGGAGGGGGGAAGUGCAAGCGACGAUGACGAUGACGAUGAUGAUAAUGACGACGAUGACGACGAUGAUGAUGACGACGACGACGAUGACAACGACGACAAGGAAGAAGGUGGCGAAGACAACAACAGCAGCAGUGAUAGUGACAAAGAGUUAAAGAAGCCCAAGAAGAAGACGAAGAGCAGCAGCGCUUUUGAUGAAGAGCUGACUAAUGACAGCAUGUCGCAGGGAAAGGGCAACGAGGACGCCUUGCUGGACAAGUCCCAGACCUGGAGCACUCAGCACAUCCUCAUCUGCUGCGUUUGUCUGGGAGACAACAGCGAGGAUGCAGACGAGAUCAUCCAGUGUGACAACUGUGGGGUGACGGUGCAUGAAGGAUGCUACGGUGUGGACGGGGAGAGUGACUCCAUCAUGAGCUCUGCCUCUGAGAAUUCGACAGAGCCUUGGUUCUGUGACGCCUGUAAGAACGGAGUGGCUCCCAGCUGUGAGCUGUGCCCCAACCAGGACGGCAUCUUUAAAGAGACGGACGCCGGGAGGUGGGUGCAUGUGGUUUGUGCACUUUACGUUCCUGGAGUAGCAUUUGGAGACAUCGAUAAACUCCGACCUGUGACGCUCACAGAGAUGAAUUACUCCAAAUAUGGAGCCAAGGAGUGCAGUUUCUGCGAGGACGCCCGUUUCGCUCGGACCGGCGUGUGCAUCAGCUGUGACGCAGGAAUGUGCCGUUCGUAUUUCCAUGUCACCUGUGCUCAGAGGGAGGGGCUCCUGUCUGAGGCUGCAGCAGAGGAGGAUAUUGCUGAUCCGUUUUUUGCAUACUGCAAGCAGCAUGCAGACCGCUUUGACAGGAAGUGGAAAAGGAAGAAUUAUCUGGCCCUGCAGUCUUACUGUAAGGUCUCUCUGCAGGAGAGAGAGAAGCAGCUGACUCCUGAAGCACAGGCCCGUAUCACCACCCGCCUGCAGCAGUACCGAGCCAAAGCCGAGCUCUCCAGGAACACUCGACCUCAGGCCUGGGUGCCCCGCGAGAAGCUGCCCCGACCUCUGACCUCCAGUGCUUCGGCCAUCAGGAAGCUGAUGAGGAAGGCGGAGCUGAUGGGCAUCAGCACCGACAUCUUCCCCGUGGACACGUCUGAUGCCAACGCCAGCAUGGACGGACGCAGGAAACACAAGCAGCCCGCCCUCACUGCAGACUUCGUCAACUACUACCUGGAGCGGAACAUGCGAAUGAUCCAGAUCCAGGACAACAUCUCCGAGCAGAAGAACCUAAAAGACAAGCUGGAGAGUGAGCAAGAAAAGCUGCACGUGGAGUACAACAAGCUGUGCGAGUCUCUGGAGGAGCUGCUGAAUGUGAAUGGAGACUUGAGAGGAGAAGGCCAGUCCAUGUGGACCCUGCUGGGAGGCAUCCUGGGCCAGAAACUAAACACCCCAGCUGUUCUGAAAGCCCCAAAAGAAAGGAAGCCCAGCAAGAAGGAGGGAGGAACCCCGGGGAAGUCAUCCAGCCUGCCAGCGAUCCUCUACAGCUGUGGCAUCUGUAAAAAGAACCAGGAUCAACAUCUGCUGGUUCUAUGUGACACCUGCAAGCUCUACUACCACCUGGGCUGCCUGGAGCCUCCGCUGACACGCAUGCCCAAGAAGACCAAGAACAGCUACUGGCAAUGCUCCGAGUGCGACCAGGCCAGCAGUGAUGAGGCUGACAUCGCCAUGGAGACACUCCCUGACGGCACCAAGAGGUCCAGGAGGCAGAUCAAGGGACCAAUCAAAUUCAUCCCACAGGAGAUGUCACCGGAGCCCAAGAAACAUCAGAGAACCAGAGGGCAGAAGAGGAAGAGGAUCCCCAUCUGUGAGGACAGAGACGAUAAAAUUGAGGAACCGCUUCCACGGGAACGCCGACAACGGCAAUCUGCAAUGCAGAAAAAAACACCCAAAGCCGACGACACAAGGACUGAGUGCACAACCUGCAAAGGACCGGGCGACAACGAAAACCUUGUGAGGUUGUGAGAGCCGGGGCAGCCACCUCACCUCCAAUAAAAACUGGGGACAGAUGACCGGUUGGCUUAGAGAGACAGAGAGAGGCAGAUUGAGGCGUUUGAAGAACGAGACCGUCACGCUGCUCAGCAACCGCCUCAGACCCAAACUGGACCAACAACUGUCCAACGAAAAACUGAACUGGACUGUAAACGUAAAACCUGAAGUCGAUAUGUGUUAAUGGAACCAAUAUCUUUGGAUCACUCCCGGACUCUUCGCUGCUUCAACACACUUUGAGUGUGUGGUUUAUUCCUCGUGUGGCUCCAGCCGACUCCACUCAGUUGUCUUCCUCUUCAAAGUUCUGACUGUGUGAGAAACAAAUGUACAUCCAAGAACAUGUUGGGAUACACUCAAUACCUUUCUAGCAAUACUCUGAACAACCAGGGAGAGAAGAGCUUUGCAUAGAGCCAAUUGAUGGAUGCAACUGUUCAUACAUGUCCUCACUAAGGUACUGAGUCAUGGUAACGUCAAAGAUCCCGUUAGAUAGAGUCCGUACUGUCUUCAGCUGUUUCUACAUGCAGAGAAGCAUUACAUUCACAUUAGUAUCCUGGUUAGGAUCUGGUUUUUGAAAGAUGGCAUCCUGGUAACAAAAAGUAAAGAUGAUGCCCUUUAUAUUUUCUCCCUGGGCCCAGGUGAUACAUAUUAAUUUUGUCCUAGAAGAAUUGUUUCAGAUCCCAACAUUUGAAGAUUGCCAAACUGGGAUUACCGGAGCUUUAAAUGGGACUACAGGCUACAUACUUUGUCCACAGGGGAUGCCAAAAUCCAUACAAACUGAAAGAUCCCCAAAGCUGCUUUACAUUGAACAUUUUAGAUUUAAUAUUGAAGAUAUUUGGCGGGAGAUUCUGGGGGACAUAAUCCUUUAAGGUUAGGCACUAUGAUGAUUAGGCAGAUGAGGAGGAAAUAUAAAAAAAACCCAUCUUAAUCGUUAACAAAAUGGAAAAAAAUGUGUUUAGUUUGAGCUUCUUUAAAAGUUGUCUUACAUUUAGCUCCUGUAAUCCAGCCUGAAUUCAGCGCUCUGCUAGGAUCAGAGUAAGGUUAUCCCAAUCCUUCUCAAAUGUAUAACUUUAAACAACACAAAUACAGAUAACAACUAGAACUGGAUUACCUAAUCUCAUCUGGCUAGAUCUAACCUGAUUACAUUAGUUUUAAACAACUGGGCCCUGGAGUGCUACGACAGAAGCCAGUACUCAAUUGCGUGUACGAACCAGUUGUUAAAAAACUUUUAAUCCAUAUAAAAAGGAUCCAGAUUUGGUAAUCCACUAUCUUUCUUCAUCCCAAAUCGUAUAAAGGCAAAAGUAGAUUUGGAGCGACCUGAUCCAGAUACAGACUUUUAAACAUGACCGAAUCUGUCCUGCAUAUGGGGGCGCCAACAUUCACUCAAAUUGAAGUUCCUAACAGCUGAGCUCUCUGCGCUCUUUGUUUUCUGUCCUCGUCUGGGAGGACUACAUGUUUGAACACAAAUCACCCUGUCUUUAAGCGGACCGCUCCCUCCAGCCCCCUGUGAAAACUCUGUGUGAAGCCGGGGUGAGUCAGUGUAUGAACACAGCAGGUAGAAAUAUGGAGCAUUCAUGGUGGCCGAGUGUGCAGGGUGAUGACGACGCUGUCUGUUUACCACUCGCCUCAGUGUCUGUACUAUAUUUUUAAAUGCUGUGUUUGCACGACUUCAACCUCCUUUUUUUACAUGCUGUAGUCAAAAGUUUCCAUCCAAAGUCCUUUCUUCCUUUUAAAAACCUGAUUCUAAGAUCUGAUACGACUAAGCAAAUACGUUUUCUGUGUUCCAUGUAAACAUUUAUCCUCACUGAGAUCAAAACCAGGAUAUUAAUGAGGAUGUAACUUAAACGCUGAAGUUUUGGCUGUAGAAUAACUUUAAUCAGACGGGCGGUAUGUUGAUACCUCUGAUCAAGAAAGAAUAGUUAGCUUUGAAGAGAUAGCUUUCAAGGAUGCUUAAGUGCACCUUUACUAUGAGAUUUGUUCUUAAUGUUUGAAUCUGAGAUUUGUUGAGUGUGAUAAGUUUGUUCAAAGCUGCAGAAAAUGAGCAGGGGACUCUUUGCUUGUUUAUUUUGUUGAGUGUGGAAGUGAGGUAAGAACAUGAAGUAGGAAACUGCUGAAUUCAAAUCUUCUGACAUUCUGACUUAAUCCGGACUUAUUCCUCUCCAUACAUCAAGGUGCUUCUUACCUGUAUGUGAAUAAUUUUAGAUUAACGCCUUUUUUUAUUGGUACGAGGCCAUUUUUUUUCACUUCUGUUGACCCUUACUUGAGACGUCUUAUCAAGGCCAACCUGUGUUAUUGAGGGAGGUCACCCUGAUCAUUCCAGAGUGAAGUCUCUGCGAUGCACUUGAAAUUUCUCAGACUCGAGUGUUGCGUUUUUUUAAGUGAAAGGAGGAAAAGUUGGUGUUGUGUAAAGAAAAGCCAACUGUUGUGGUGUGGCAGUGAAGUAAUGCUAUCAUACAGCAUCUGUAGUAGAAACAAACUAGCGUAGUUAGCAGUAAUAGCUCUUAGAUAUAUAAGUCCAGAUAUUGUCAGCGUACGAACACAUUUAGAAGUCUUCCUCUUGUCGUCAUUUCUCAGAGACAGUUAAACUGACAGAAAGACUCGCAGCUUCGUCUCCUCGUCCCCGCCGGGACAGAGUCCAUCCUGUCAAAACAACAGCUGCCUGCUGCUCCGUCAGGGAUCGUGACGAGUGUCACACUCUGCCCUCGUGUGUCACUCUGGUGCCUGUCCAGGCCCGAUAUGCAGGCUUCUGGGAGCAGUCAAACCCGGGCAGUUUGCUGCUUUCUGCUCCUCUGCAGAGUGUCAAGUAUCAGAUACACAUUGGGUUUGUGUUUGCUGACCCCUGACCCCAUCACUCAUAGUCUGUCUGCUCAAAGACCGUCAGUUCUAGAAUGCAUGGCUCUAACUAUUUACUCUGUACAGUACUUUAAGCUGAAAUAAGUGAUGUGUCCUGUAGAAUCUGAAUGCCUGGUAGCUGUGUAGUGUGACAAUGUACAGUAUUUAUUGAAGAGGCCAAACAUUCAUGUGUUUCUUUUUGUGCCUACAUACUUGAUUAGAUACCUUGAGCUUGUGUUGUGAACAGAGUUGAACUCUGCUUUGUCACUUUUCUUUUAACUGCCAAACAUUUGUUUACAGACGUGUUGUGAAGGGAAUAUUUCUGAUGAACUGUGUACUGUAUUUCUGUGAUUCUGUAUGGAGUAAGAAUGUGAAUGUCGCUGCUGUUUGUGUAUGUGAAGUGUCUCAGCCUCUGGCCUACAGCUCCUGAAAAUUAAGCGGAGCUUUAAUAAACUCUUGACUUUUUCACCUUA
Messenger RNA from Notolabrus celidotus (New Zealand spotty), 6091 nucleotides. It is a transcript of the gene phf14, whose product is annotated as PHD finger protein 14. The coding region runs from base 123 to 2765 and encodes 880 amino acids. Gene Ontology annotation, biological process: regulation of transcription by RNA polymerase II. The record is from RefSeq and is a predicted model, not a curated record. The transcript has 17 exons. NCBI's taxonomy places the organism in Eukaryota, Metazoa, Chordata, Actinopteri, Labriformes, Labridae.